UACCGGGACCAGAUGCUGAGGAAUUACCACACCCUUGUUUCCCUGGGAUAUCAAGGUCCCACACCAGACUUGAUCUGCCGCAUCCAGCGAGGGGAGGUGGAGCUCUGGGUCUGUGAUGAUAAGGACCCUGGAGAAAGCGCGUGGUCUAAGAACCUGUCCCCAGAUUUCUCUGAUUCCUGGGACUCCUUGGCAGAGGACAGCUCUGUGGGCUCAUUCCCUGGACCUGGCUCUUCAGUGCAAGCAGCUCUAUCAGGCAGCAUGAGCCAAAGGAUGUCCCCCCUGGAUCCCACCAAGCGGGCACCUAAUUGGAGCCGUGGUGAGGUCUUGGACCUCAUCGCGAUAUGGGGAGAAGUGAGGAGGACGGUUGCAACUGCAGCGAAGGGGACUAAAGGAAACCGGCAGAAUCAGGCCAUUUGUGAGAGGAUUGCAGCACAGAUGGUGGCACGAGGGCAUCAGCGGGACUGGCUCCAGGUCAGGACCAAGAUAAAGUCCCUGAAAUCCCUCUAUGUAAGGGGCAGGGAUGCCAAGAGGGUGCCUGGGGCAGCCAAGAACACGAUCCCCUUCCACAAAGAGCUUGCAGACAUCCUUGAGAGGGAUCACGCUGUGGCUCCUCGCUAUACAGUCCAGUGCACAGCCUCGGACCAGCAAGAGGGGGACAGCGGUGAGGCAGCCUCCUCCCAGCAGCCGCCUGCUGCCCCCCAAGACAGUUGUGAGUAUCUAGGGUCCUCCAUGGCCCUGAUCCUGAGCCCCAUUGCUGAACCUGGAAUGCAGGAGACCCAGGAGGUGGCCCCAGGACAGGAUGGUUGCAAGUCAGAAGUCACAGAAAUUGAGCAUCCUGCAGGAAACCUCUCUGAUUUCUCUGAUGCCUGGGACCCUUUGGCAGAGGACAGCUCUGUGGGCUCCUUCCCUGGACCUGACCCUUCAGUGCAAGCAGCUCUCUCAGCCAGUAUGAGCCAAAGGAUGCCCCCGCUGGACUCUGUCAGGCGGGCACCCAAUUGGAGCCGUGGUGAGGUGCUGGACCUCAUCACGAUAUGGGGAGAGGUGAGGAGAGCCAUUGCAACUGCAGCAAAGGGGACUAAAGGAAACCGUCAGAAACAGGCCGUUUGUGAGAGGAUUGCGGCGCAGAUGGUGGCACGGGGACAUCAGAGGGACUGGCUCCAGGUCAGGACCAAGAUAAAGUCCCUGAAAUCCCUCUAUGUGAGGGGCAAGGAUGCCAGUAGGGUGCCUGGGGCAGCCAAAAACACGAUCCCCUUCCACAAAGAGCUUGCAGACGUCCUUGAGAGGGAUCACAUUGUGGCUCCUUACCAUACGGUCCGGUGCACAGCCUCGGGUCCUGUCUGCUAUGACCAGGAAGAGGGGGACAGCGGUGAGGCAGUCUCCUCCCAGCAGCUGCCUGCUGCCCCCCAAGAAAGUUGUGAGGACCUGGUGUCCUCCGUGGCCCUGAUCCUGAGCCCCAUCGCUGAACCUGGAACGCAGGAGGUGGCCCCAGGACAGGAUGGUUGCAAGUCAGAGGUCCCAGAAAUUGAGCAUCCUGCAGGAAACCUCUCUGGCAUCAGAGAAAUCUGCAACUCCUUUGCAGAGGACAGCUCUGUGGGCUCAUUCCCUGGAUCUGGCCCCUCAGUGCAAGCAGCUCACUCAGGCAGCAUGAGUCAAAAGAUACCCACCCUGGACUCCGUCAGGCGGGCACCUAAUUGGAGCCGUGGUGAGGUGCUGGACCUGAUCGCGAUAUGGGGAGAAAUGAGGAGGACCAUUGCAGCUGCAGCAAAGGGGACUAAAGGAACCCGGCAGAAACAGGCGGUUUGUGAGAUGAUUGCGGCACAGAUGGUGGCACGGGGACAUCAGCGGGACUGGCUCCAGGUCAGGACCAAGAUAAAGUCCCUGAAAUCCCUCUAUGUGGCAGAUGGUGGCACGGGGGCAUCAGCGGGACUCAAGAACACGAUCCCCUUCCACAAAGAGCUUGCAGACAUCCUUGAGAGGGAUCGCGCUGUGGCUCCUUGCUAUACAGUCCAGCACACAGCCUUGGGCCCUUCCUGCUGUGACCAGAAAGAAGGGGACAGAGGUGAGGCAGCCUCCUCCCAGCAGCUGCCUGUUACCCCCCAAGAAAGUUGUGAGGACCUGGUGUCCUCCAUGGCCCUGAUCCUGAGCCCCAUCGCUGAACCUGGAACGCAGGAGACCCAGGAGGUGGCCCCAGGACAGGAUGGUUGCAAGUCAGAGGUCCCAGAAAUUGGGCAUCCUGCAGGAAACCUCUCUGAUUUCUCUGAUGCCUGGGACUCCUUGGCAGACGACAGCUCUGUGGGCUCAUUCCCUGGACCGGAGCCUUCAGUACAAGCAGAUUACUUAGGCAGCGUGAACCAAAGGAUGCCCCUUCUGGACCCCAUCAAGCGGGCACCCAAUUGGAGCCACGGUGAGGUGCUGGACCUGAUCGCGAUAUGGGGAGAGAUGAGGAGAACCAUUGCAACUGCAGCAAAGGGAACUAAGGGAAACCGUCAGAAACAGGCUGUUUGUGAGAGGAUUGCGGCGCAGAUGGUGGCAUGGGGGCAUCAGCGGGACUGGCUCCAGGUCAGGACCAAGAUAAAGUCCCUGAAAUCCCUCUAUGUGAGGGGCAGGGGUGCCAAGAGGGUGCAUGGGGCAGCCAAGAACACGAUCCCCUUCCACAAAGAGCUUGCAGACAUCCUUGAGGGGGAUCAUAUUGUGGCUCCUUGCCAUACAGUCCAGUGCACAGCCUUGGGCCCCGUCUGCUGUGACCAGCAAGAGGGGGACAGCGGUGAAGCAGCAUCCUCCCAACAACUGCCUGCUGCCCCCCAGGAAAGUUGUGAGGACCUGGUGUCCUCCGUGGCCCUGAUCCUGAGCCCCAUCGCUGAACCUGGAACGCAGGAGACCCAGGAGGUGGCCCCAGGACAGGAUGGUUGCAAGUCAGAGGUCCCAGAAAUCGAGCACCCUGCAGGAAACCUCUUUGAUUUCUCUGAUGCCUGGGACUCGUUGGCAGAGGACAGCUCUGUGGGCUCCUUCCCCGGAUCUGGCCCGUCAGUGCAAGCAGGCAGCAUGAGUGAAAAGAUGCCCCCCCUGGACUCCGUCAGGCGGGCACCUAAUUGGAGCCGUGGUGAGGUGCUGGACCUGAUCACGGUAUGGGGAGAGAUGAGGAGAGCCAUUGCAACUGCAGGAAAGGGAUCUAAAGGAAACCGUCAGAAACAGGCCAUUUGUGAGAGGAUUGCGGCGCAGAUGGUGGCACGGGGGCAUCAGCGGGACUGGCUCCAGGUCAGGACCAAGAUAAAGUCCCUGAAAUCCCUCUAUGUGAAGGGCAGGGAUGCCAAUAAGGUGCCUGGGGCAGCCAAGAACAUGAUCCCCUUCCACAAAGAGCUUGCAGACAUCCUUGAGAGGGAUCGCGCUGUGGCUCCUCGCUACACAGUCCAGUGCACAGCCUUGGGCCCUUUCUGCUGUGACCAGCAAGAGGGGAACAGCGGUGAGGCAGCCUCCUCCCAGCAGCUUCCUGCUGCCCUCCAGGAAAGGUCUGAGGAUCUGGUGUCCUCCGUGGCCCUGAUCCUGAGCCCCAUCGCUGAACCUGGAACGCAGGAGACUCAGGAGGUGGCCCCAGGACAGGAUGGUUGCAAGUCAGAGGUCCCAGAAAUUGAGCAUCCUGCAGGAAACCUCUCUGAUUUCUCUGAUGCCUGGGACUGCUUGGCAGAGGACAGCUCUGUGGGCUCAUUCCCUGGAUCUGGCCCUUCAGUGCAAGCAGCUCACUCAGCCAGCGUGAGCCAAAAGAUGCCCGCCCUGGACUCUGUCAAGCGGGCACCUAAUUGGAGCCGUGGUGAGGUGCUGGACCUGAUCGCGAUAUGGGGAGAGGUGAGGAGAGCCAUUGCAGCUGCAGCAAAGGGGACUAAAGGAACCCGGCAGAAUCAGGCGGUUUGUGAGAGGAUUGCGGCGCAGAUGGUGGCACGGGGACAUCAGCGGGACUGGCUCCAGGUCAGGACCAAGAUAAAGUCCCUGAAAUCCCUCUAUGUGAGGGGCAGGGAUGCCAACAGGGUGCCUGGGGCAGCCAAGAACACGAUCCCCUUCCACAAAGAGAUUGCAGACAUCCUUGAGAGGGAUCACGCUGUGGCUUCUCACCAUACAGUCCAGUGCACAGUUUUGGGCCCCGUCUGCUGUGACCAGCAAGAGGGGGACAGCGGUGAGUCAGCCUCCUCCCAACAGCCAUCUUCUGCCCACCAACGAAGUUGUGAGGACCUGGUGUCCUCCAUGGCCCUGAUCCUGAGCCCCAUCGCUGAACCUGGAACGCAGGAGAGCCAGGAGGUGGCCCCAGGACAGGAUGGUUGCAAGUCAGAGAUCCCAGAAAUUGAGUACCCUGCAGGAAACCUCUUCGGAAAUCAUACGGGUGAGAGAGGCCUCUGCAUCUAGCAGCGCAGAUGGUGCCACAUGGCCUCAAGUGGACACUUCAGCCCAGAGGAUAUCCCAUAGCCAAAGGUGACGGAGAGAGUACCGCGGUCAGCUCCUUGAUGACAUUGGAGACUUAUCUGCACGCCAAGCAGAGACUGCUGAGCAUUGGCUUUCUUCCUAUGGGGUCAGGCAGGAAGAGACAGCAUCCGCUCUACAGGCUCUUCAGCAGUCUUCUGAGGCUGGGGAGGAGCAGGUAACAUCCUGGUUGAUGCUGUAGAUGCGUGGGAGUCCUUUCUGGUUGAUGCGGCCAUUGCCAUCAAUAGAACAGCCACAACUGUCGAGAAGGCAGCUACUGCCAAGGCCACGGCUGUAGCUCAGGUAGCGACUGCAGUGCCUGUGGUGGCUGCUGCCACGGUCGUGGCUAUAGAGAGGAUAGCUUCUGCCAUGGAGGAAUGCUAUUGCACCCAGACAGCAAGGCUGGCCUGUCACCCUCCCUCUGACCAUAGGCAUUGGUCCUAGCCUCCACCUGGCCUGAGCUACCAUGGAGUCUUGCCAUGUCCCCCCAUUUCUGCCUUCCAUCCCUGGCUGGCAAUUGCCCCAAGUGGUUGCUGGGACUAUAGGGAUGCUCCACAGGCAUGCUGGGUGCAUGUCUCCCUACAUUACAUCUGCGAUACUAUCAUCCCCCAGGAUGGCAAGCAGGAAGCAUGGGUCUGAGAGGCACAGUGCUUGCCUUCCCAGGAUGGGCAGGGAACACCACUGGCAUCCCAGGUGCUUGCACCCCGGGGAGUGCCAUCAAAAGAUGGCUGCUAAGUUUUGAUGAUGACCUGACUCAGUUCCCCAGCAGUGCAGUCAGAAAACUCUGCCAUGCAGGUGCAGCUCAAGCUCCGAUCAGCCUCUCACAUCAGGCUCAGGGGAGGUGCAGCCAGCAUGCCACAGUUCUCCCAAGUAGCAGGGGAAGGGGUAGCCAGCCCCCUGGCUAUGCCAUGGUUUUAUUUGGCAGGUUGCACCAUAGUUUGCAGCUUGCAUGUGCGUGGCUUUAUGUUUAUUGGGAACAAAUAAA
Molecule: messenger RNA, 5431 nt
Organism: Alligator sinensis (Chinese alligator)
Lineage: Eukaryota; Metazoa; Chordata; Crocodylia; Alligatoridae
Biological process (GO): positive regulation of DNA-templated transcription
Cellular component (GO): nuclear body
Source: RefSeq, a predicted model, not a curated record